GAGUUAGAGUGGAGGGAAGAGUGAGGAAGAUAAACGAGAGGGAGAGAAGAAGAGUAGGUGAGAGGGAGAAGAGAAAAUAGUUGAAAGAGAGAGGGCAGAGCAGACUGCAUUUCCAGACAGAGUCUACUCAGAGUAGAAGAGAGAAAUAUAGAAAGGACGGAGAGAACACGGGGAUCAUGGAGGAGUCAGCAAUGAGCCAAAAUGACCUGAGUGGACCAGCUGGACAGCCAGUGAGCCAGAUCCAGCUGGAGGAGACUGGAACCAUUCACACAUACAUAACGAGCUGUGAUUUGGAGAUGACUGGGAAGGCGGGAGGUAGAGGACCUGUGAGUUCACCCAACGACAUCAACUCCAACAGCUCCACCAUUGUAUCAGACCUAUCCUCCCCUGAAUCCCAGACCCAGUCCCAGUCCCAGCCCUUCACACCACGGGCAUCUCGUACUCCAAGGAAAGCUGCUACGUUUGGGAAACGUUCUAACUCCAUGCGUAGGAACCCUAAAGCGGAGGUGACCAAACAGGGCUGGCUAUACAAACAGGCCAGCAGUGGAGUGAAACAGUGGAACAAGAGAUGGUUCGUCCUCACUGACCGAUGCCUCUUUUACUACAAAGACGAGAAGGAGGAAGGAGUGUUGGGAAGUCUUCCUCUGCUCAGCUUUGGGAUUGGAGGAGUGCAGACGUCGGAUAACAUCAGCCGAAAGCACGCCUUUAAGGUUUGGUACGAGGAAGAGGAGGAAGGUGAGAUUAAGGGCCACAUUGUGUUCUGUAUGCAGGCUGAACACGCAGGAACACGCACGUACUACUUCAGCGCUGAGACUGCUGAGGAACAGGAGGAGUGGGUCGACGCUAUGAACGAGGCAGUCCACAUACUCCCUUCAUGGAGGACCACCAACUCCGAGGCCACCACGCCCACAGCGGAACUCCAUGGUAACACCUUGGUAACCAAAGGACCUGAACCACACACCCAGACACACACACACAUCGAGGACAACAGCCAGACAACGGACUUCCAAGACGCAGAGCGCGGACCACGAAAACCCGCCCAUCACAAGGUCAACGGGGUUGGCGCCAUGGAAACGCCCCUUCCCUCCACCAGCAACUCAGAGCAGGAGGGGAGGAUGGAGGGAGAGAGGACAGGAGGGCCUGGACCUGGGGGUGCACCCCAUCCUCAUCACCAACCCAAUGGGUGGGGCCCCUACGGUCCCCCAAACGGACCCCCCCAGGGUAACGGGCGGCCGCUCCAGGGACCUCCAGAGGGAGGGAUGAGAGAGGGGAGGGAGGUGAGGGAGCAGCCUGAGAAUGUGGUGCUGAGACGGGGCUUUGUGCCACGGACGAACCCUGAGAGACAGGCCCAGAGGAAGAGUUCCAUGACCCAGCUACAGCAGUGGGUCAACCAGCGCAGAGUCAUGGCUGUACAGGAGGACAUGAACAGUACCUCCCGUUACUACACAGUGAACCGGGGUGUUCCAGCUGACUACUACAGCGUCUACGGUAGCGUGGUGGGUGGUCCAGGCUAUGUGGAGCAGUACCCCCUCUACCCCUUGGGCAUACGCCCCGACAGCAUCUGCUCUGUGUCAGCCAUGGGCUACGACCGCCUGGGCCCCCCUCGCUGGACCAACGAGGACAAGAGAUGCUCACUACGGGACGGACCCUCGCCCCCUCGAGACCCAUACGGUCCCCCACCCGGCCCUGCCUAUUACAACCAGAUGGAUGCAGCCCAGACCUCCAUGAGGCGUCUCUCCAUUCAGCCCAGGUCUAGGUCCGUCCCCAGGUCCCCUUCCUCAUCCUCGGGUGGUCCCUACUCACCCGGCCCUCAUAGCUUUGCCUCGCCCAUCCGCUCGCCCUCGGCCCGGUUUGACAGAGGACCAAGCAGGCUACAGGAGGAUGUGAUCUACGCUGACCCCUCUGUGUACGGACUGAGGAGAUCACUGAGCUCACCCAAGUAUGAUUACCCUGGAGACAGGAGGUCGCUAAGCCAAGGAAUGUACCACUACAACUACCCUGCCUCCCCCUCUCUCCACAGCAAAAUGGUGCCUCCAUUCGAUGACCCCUACAGGGAGCUGCACCCUACACUGAAUCUCAACGAGAUUGAGACCAGCAAACUUCUGGGUCGUCUGUGUGAGCAGAACAGGAUUCUAAAGGACCAGGAAGCAGUGGUCCACAGGCUGAGGAUGGACAAGGACAGCCUAGAGGGUGCGCUGGUGGCCACACACCAGGAGAUGGAGCUGUACCGGGGUCAGCUGCUGGCUGCAGACAAAUUACAGCUGAAGAAGGAGACACUGCAGAACCAGCUCAUCAACAUCAGAGGAGAACUCUCCCAGGCAUCCAGCGUUCUGACCACCAGUCGGAUGGAGUUUGAAGCUUUGGAGGACGAGGUCAAUGCUAUCCAUGGAGACCUGUGGGAACAGCUCAAUACAGGCGGGCAGAGUGAGAUGAUCCACAGACACAUUCAGAAGGAGUUCUGGAGAGUUCAGGAUGUGUUGGAAGGACUCCACAAGAGCAACCUUUCCAGAGGCACAGACACAGCCAAACACCGGGUAGCCAGUGGAACAUCAGGUUCUUUUAGCACCAAUAGUCCUGCUAGUCCCAUGAGCUCAGUAAGCCUCACCAGUCCUCUCAGCCCCUUCUCCCCAGUGCCCGGUUCCCAGGCCUCCCCCUCCAAACAACUGGGUCCGGAGCACAAGUACGGUUAUCGACAGGACAUGUCACCAGAAGAAUGGACCAAUAGCAACGAAGCUCAGGAGCUGGAUCUGGAUCGACAGGCCAACAUGAAUAAAGUGGGGGUUGUACCUCCCAGGACCAAGUCUCCCCUGGAGGAUCAGGGCCAAUCCUACGACCAUGGAAUCUCCCGACGCAACGGCAAGGUGCCUAAUGGAAUCUCCAGGGAGCGUCCGAAGAGUGCGGUGUUCCCGGCGGAGGUGAAGUCCAAGAUGAGCGUUGAGGAGCAAAACGAGCGUAUCCGUAGGAACCAGAGCAGCUCCGUCAGGGACAAGAGACGCAGCCUGAACCUGGGUAGCCAGGCUGGUACCAACUACAGAGUGGUGAGGCGGAGGCUGACAACCCAUGAGGUGGACAUCAAGGACCUGGAGGCUGCAGUACGGGGGGAGGGGGUACAAGAGUCACCCCGGGAGGAGAUUGCUCGCCUCAGACGGUUACAGAUGGAACCUGACCAGUACAACCUGGACAUCAGCAAAGAGCUGUGUACUCCAGACAAGAUUCUGAUUCUGGAGCGCUACCUGGACGUGGACACUCCUCUCAGCCCAGAGGAGCAAAAGGAGAAACAGAAGAAAGUAGAGAGGAUCAAGACGCUCAUUGCCAAAUCAAAUCUCCAGAACGUGGUUCCCCUAUUGGACGGUCCUACUGAGGGGGCUGGUUCCCACCACCAGGGUAACCCAGAGCAGCAGCUCCAGGACCAGGAGAAGAGGAUUGAGAUCUCCUGUGCCCUGGCCACCGAGGCCUCGCGACGCUCCCGUCUGCUCUCCGCCCAGUGCGCCCCCAGCCCCCUCGCCUCCCCGACCAGCCUGGCCCCUCCCCCCUCCUCCACUGGCUUCUCCGACUCCGCCCACAUCAUGAAGGUGUGA
Messenger RNA from Salvelinus namaycush (lake trout), 3578 nucleotides. Its product is annotated as pleckstrin homology domain-containing family A member 6-like. NCBI's taxonomy places the organism in Eukaryota, Metazoa, Chordata, Actinopteri, Salmoniformes, Salmonidae. The transcript has 23 exons. The record is from RefSeq and is a predicted model, not a curated record. The coding region runs from base 177 to 3578 and encodes 1133 amino acids.